CAGUGUGUGAUGUUACAUGAUUUUGUUUUUCAAUUGUAUUCGUGGUGUUUUUUAAAAAUAUCAAUGUUUUUUGUUGAAGAAGGAAAUUAAUUUACACUUGUUUAGUGUAAUAGUAUAAAAAUAAUAUACUUCAGUUUACGAAUGUUUAAAAAUGUCCUGAAUUUUAAUCAUUUUAUUCGCAUACCAUUUUCAUUCUGUAUUUUGAGUUAGACUAACCUGCAGUAAAGAAUGUGGAGUUUCUGAUUACGAAAAUGUCAUUUUCCUCUGCACUCGAUGAAUUGUCACGAGUUGAAAACAAUGAAAAGGUUGAAAAGCAUCGUCAGUUCGUUUCGCUCCCCGAGGAAAAUCACAAGACUUCUGUAAAUUUAAUAAAAAAGACACGUUCACAGUCGGGCGAACAAAUUAAAAUAGUGAAUAAAUGUAAAAAUGCCAGGAGAGGACAGAUUGACGUUAUCAAAAUGUCCGAGGAUAUUUCGCACUAUAAAUAUUUAUUUGUUUAUGAGGAUAGAAUAUCAAGAUAUAUUGUUUUGAAAGCUUUACGAAGUAACAAUCCAAAGGAGGUGGCAAUGAAGCUUUUGGAUGUGAUGACAAUUAUUGGUGUACCAGAUAUUUUACAGUCGGAAAAUGGUCAAAAUUAUGUAAAAGAAAUUGUAACCGAAUUACUGAAUUUAUGGAAUAGUUUCCGAAUAAUUCCCGAUGAUAUUGUCAGAUUUAAGAAUGAGAGGAAUUUUCCAAUGAUUAUCAAGUCUUGGUUGACGAAAAAUCCAAAAAAAUCAUGGUUGGAAAGUAUAAAAAUCAUUCAAGUGUUGGAAAAUGCAACAUUUUCCAUCGAGAACAACAAAUUUCCCUAUGAAUCACAUUUCAAACGAAAUGUUUACGAGGAUUUUUAUUACAAUGAUAAGAACAAUGAAAUCGAACCCGGAAAGUUGAAAUCAGAGUUGGAUGUUCAAGGCGAUAGUUUAUCUAUUUCAGACGAUAAUGAUUUCGACAAAGAAAUUAACACUGAGUACACCGAAGAAAUAAAAGUUUCGAAUAGAAAUCUCAGACCGAAUUUGCCAGGAGUGAAAACUGAAUCAGAGAAUUCUUGUUCCGAAGAAGAAUCGACUUCUUUAAAAAAAGGAAAAAACCAUACGUUCAGUUGUAAAUUUUGUCCAAAACAAUUUUCAAUGGCUGGACAUUUAGCAAAUCAUUUAAAAUCGCACAAAAAGUCCAUUGAUUGUUCGAAGUGUUCAAAAAAAUUUCGAAGUCAAGUUGUUUAUAAAAAUCAUCUACAAGAAUUUCAUGGAGAAAUUUCGAAAAUUUCUACUGAUUUUGAAGAGCUAGAAGAACUUAAAGAGGAAUUUGUUUCUAAAGAAAUAAAUUCAGAUAAAAUGAAAAUGAAAAGUGUGUCAGUCAAUCGAAAAAAAACCAAACAACGUGAUAAACGAGGGAAAUUAAACGAAACAUUAGAAUGCAGUUAUUGUGAGCAAAAAUUCGAAUUUCCGAGUGUAUUAAAAAGACACAUUCGUUCGCAUACAAAUGAACGACCUUACGUUUGUGAAAUUUGCAAUAAAAGUUUUAAACAACUCGGUCAUCUCAGUCAACAUUCGAUAACUCACACCGAUUACAAAUCACUGCAAUGCAAUCAAUGCGGCGUUAAAUUCGAAUCUCUAGACGCUUUAAAAAUCCACUCGGAAAUUCAUCCCCAAGAUUCGUUUCUCAAAAAAAGUACAAAUAUCCCAAAAAAUCGUCUCUUCGAUUGUGAUAUUUGCAAAAAAGUCUUUUCCACCAAAAGCGUUUUGGAAAGGCACAUAUUAACCCACACGCAAGAACGACAAUUCGAAUGCGACGUUUGUGGUAAACGAUUCAAACAAUCAGGACACGUCAAGUCUCACAUGUUGGUUCACACCGGCGAACGUCGCUUCCAAUGUGCAAUUUGCUCGAAACGCUUCAGUUUGGCAAAUUCGUUAAAAAAACACAUGUACAUUCACAAUGGCGAUAAACCCUAUCAAUGCGACGUUUGCGGUGCAAGAUUUCUCGAGAAAAGAAAUCUCAACGGUCACCUCCUGACACACACGAAUGAAAAACCCUUUGUCUGUAAAAUUUGUGGCAAAAAAUACACCCUCGCCGAUACUUUACGAAGACACGUGAGUGCCGCCCACGAGGAUGGACGAACUUAUCAAUGUGAAAUUUGUGCAAAAAUGUUUAAACAAUUGGCACAUUUGUCGGUGCAUAAAAAAGUGCACACUGACGAGAGACCAUUUCAAUGUCAUCUUUGUGAAAAGAAUUUUAAACACAAGAAUGUUUUGAAAUCUCAUUUGGCCAUUCACGCGAAUGUUCGUCCUUUUGAGUGUGAUGAAUGUAAAGCGACUUUUGUUCGUAAAACAAACCUCCAAACGCAUAUCGCAUCGGCACACAUGAAUGAGAGGCCGUACACUUGUAAUAUUUGUGGGAAAAAAUUCAAACAGGUUAGUCAUUUAAAUGGGCAUAUUAUUGUGCACAGUAAUUCAAUGCCAUAUCAGUGUGAUUUUUGUGAUCGAAGAUGUAAUCGAUUGGAUAAUCUCAAGAAACACAUGAGAAUCCAUACGAAAACUUCGAAAGAGCUUAAUAAUAGUGUAAUUGUUGCUGGGAGAAUGACAAAUUUCAAUACUCAAAUUAAUGUUUAAGAUUGAAAUAUUGCAUCAGUAUUUUCAGAAUAAUUAGGUAAAUGUAUACUUAUGAAAGAAGUAUAUAAUAGGAUUUGGGAGAAUUAUUUUUACCUCAACGGUAAAAAUUGAUGUCUUUGUAUUACGUACUUACAGAAUAUGUUUCAUCAUGUUGAAAAAAUUUCUGAAUGUUCAA
Leptopilina heterotoma is the source of this 2820-nucleotide messenger RNA. RefSeq names its product zinc finger protein 708-like. NCBI's taxonomy places the organism in Eukaryota, Metazoa, Arthropoda, Insecta, Hymenoptera, Figitidae. The transcript has 4 exons. Bases 252 to 2645 code for a protein of 797 amino acids. Gene Ontology annotation, biological process: DNA integration. Gene Ontology annotation, molecular function: nucleic acid binding. The record is from RefSeq and is a predicted model, not a curated record.